AUGUUUUUGAGUUUGUCUUGGAGCCUCCAUCCCGGGACUGUGGAGAGUGUUUAUUCCGAUCUGCAGCCCAAGGCACUCAAAAUCCUGCUCAUCAUGCGCAUAGGUACCAUUUCCAUCAAGUACCUUACCAACCGAGAAAAGGAGAGAGAAACGGGAGAAAGAGAGAACCUUGAGGCUUGGAGAAUUUCGCCCGGGUCAACCACGGAUGUAACGCUGCUGCAGACGGUGGGAACCAGUUGGCAAUACGUCGACCAAUUGGCGGCGUCCAAGUUCCAUCAAAGCCGUCAUGAAUGGAAAGAAACGUCUCCUUCUGAAAGCAGAGGAAAGAAAGAAGACGCCUCUCUGAAUUGCCAACGGCGGGAAGGCGUAGGUUGGCGCAGCGCCACCACUACCGGGAACCGCCUCUAG
Messenger RNA from Colletotrichum lupini, 408 nucleotides. RefSeq lists its product as uncharacterized. Lineage: Eukaryota; Fungi; Ascomycota; Sordariomycetes; Glomerellales; Glomerellaceae. The record is from RefSeq and is a predicted model, not a curated record. The coding region runs from base 1 to 408 and encodes 135 amino acids. The transcript is spliced from 2 exons.